AUGCAGUUGGAUCAUUUCGAGCCGGGAAAGGCGAGAAUGUUGUUGGAUGGCAAGAAUUUUCGCGAAAUUAAAUGUAAUUGUUGGUCAACAGAAGAGAGGAAACGGGAAUGUGAUAAAACUGGAGUCGAUAUUCAAGUAUUGUCAACAGUCCCAGUGAUGUUUUCGUACUCUGCAGCACCUCAACAUACACUCGAAUUGGCAAGGUAUCUUAAUGAUCAUAUAACUGAAGUUUGCAGAGAAGAUCCAAAACGAUUCGUUGGACUUUGUACUUUACCAAUGCAAUCCCCUGAAUUAUCCGUAAAAGAGUUACAUAGAUGCAUUAAUGAACUUGGAUUUGUUGGUGUUCAAAUCGGAAGUCACAUAAACAAUUGGAAUUUGGAUGCUCCCGAAUUGGAUCAAUUUUGGAAUGCUUGUGAAGAACUUGAUGCGGCUGUUUUUGUUCAUCCUUGGGAUAUGGAAGAUAAAGGCAGAAUGGAAAAAUAUUGGUUCCCUUGGCUCAUCGGAAUGCCCUGUGAAACCACUGUAUCAAUUUGUUCGCUUAUAAUGGGAGGGGUGCUUGAAAGGCAUCCGAGACUUAAAGUGUCGUUUGCACACGGUGGAGGAUCAUUUCCGGCAACAUUAGGACGGAUUGUGCACGGUUUUAAUGUUCGACCUGAUUUAUGUGCUAUAAAAAUCAACAAGGAUCCAUCGGAAUAUCUAGAUCGAAUUCAUGUUGAUUCACUUGUACAUGAUGAAGAAACAUUACGUUUCCUGAUAAAAAAAUUGGGAAUUGACAGGGUAAUGUUGGGAAGUGAUUAUCCCUUCCCGUUAGGAGAACAUCAUCCCGGUAAAUUGAUUGAAGAAUGUGAUUGGUUAACCGAAGAGGAGAAGGAAAAGUUGCUAAGCGGAAACGCACUUAGAUUUUUCGGAAUUGAACAUAAAAAGGAGAUGUUUAUUAAUAUUAUAAAACGUUAA
Messenger RNA from Funneliformis caledonium, 954 nucleotides. The record is from the annotation of a GenBank genome assembly. NCBI's taxonomy places the organism in Eukaryota, Fungi, Glomeromycota, Glomeromycetes, Glomerales, Glomeraceae.